This is a messenger RNA of Frankliniella occidentalis (western flower thrips), 1661 nucleotides long. Its product is annotated as fatty acid synthase-like. NCBI's taxonomy places the organism in Eukaryota, Metazoa, Arthropoda, Insecta, Thysanoptera, Thripidae. The transcript is spliced from 9 exons. The record is from RefSeq and is a predicted model, not a curated record. Gene Ontology annotation, biological process: fatty acid biosynthetic process. Bases 18 to 1661 code for a protein of 547 amino acids. Gene Ontology annotation, molecular function: fatty acid synthase activity.
GGUUCGUGUACUCGGGCAUGGGCAGUCAGUGGGCGGGCAUGGGCUCGGCGCUCAUGAAGCUCCCCGUGUUCGCCGAGACCAUCGAGCGCCUCCACGCCGUGCUGCAGCCGCGCGGGGUGGACCUCAAGGCCAUCCUGACUGAAACGGGGCCGACAGCAUUCGACAACAUCCUCAAGUCGUUCGUGGGCAUCACCGCCUGCCAGAUCGCGCUCACCAACGUGCUCACGGCCGUGGGUGUCGUCCCGGACGGCAUGGUGGGCCACUCCGUAGGCGAGCUGGGCUGUGCCUACGCCGACGGCUGCCUCACGGAGGAGCAGGCGAUCCUGGCCGCGUUUGCACGUGGCAAGGCCUCCAGCGCGGUCCCGCUCAUCAAGGGCAAGAUGGCCGCGAUCGGACUCGGCUACCAGGAUGUGCUCCCCCGCCUGCCCCCCACCAUCGACGUCGCCUGCCACAACUCGUCCACCAGCUGCACGCUCUCCGGCCCCGCGCAGGACGUGGAUUCAUUCGUCAGGAAGCUCAGCGACGAGGGCGUGUUCGCCCGGGCCGUCAAUGUGUCCGACAUCGCGUACCACUCUCGGUACAUCCAGCCCGCCGCACCGCACCUGCUGCAGCACCUCAAGGAGGUUAUCCCGGAGCCUAAGCCCCGUUCCCCCAGGUGGCUCACGACGUCGGUGCCCGUCGACAAGAGGGACAGCGAGCUGGCCAAGUUCUGCUCGGCCGAGUACCAGACCAACAACCUGCUGAGCCCCGUGCUGUUCGAAGAGGCGCUCCAGUUCAUCCCCACGCAGGCCGUCCUGAUCGAGGUGGCCCCUCACGGCCUGCUGCAGGCCAUCCUGAAGCGCGCGCUGCCCGACAAUGUCCACAUCCCCCUCACACAGCGCGGCCAUGCCGAUCCCCUGCGUCUCCUGCUGACCGCCAUCGGCAGGAUGUCCUUCGCAUCCGUUUCCCCCAAAGUGUCUGCCCUGUAUCCUGAUGUGGGCUUCCCUGUACCUCGAGGGACUCUAUCAUUGGCGCCUCUUGUGCUCUAUGCCAAUGAUGAAUCCACAAACAAUGACAUAAUGCACCUAACGGAUAAAUGGAGCCUGACGGUCAUAAAUUUGAACGUCUUGUACCACGUAAAAGUCAGCGGAUCACGUAUUUUCCCGCUAUCGGAAGAGCUGGUCCUGAUGUACGAGAGUGCUCUCGCAAGAAAAGCAGAAAAGGGUGAAAGUUUCCACGUAUCCUUCCAGGAUAUCCUUGUGAAACAGUGGAUGCCUGUCUCUCGUAACGAUGACAACUUCCUCGAGGCUCACUUCAUGACGGGCACGACGGAGACGCAGCUACUGUACGUCGACGAGAACGACAAGCCACACACCGCACUGCUGGGUCAGACCAAGGUCACGGUCUCCGGCAGUGAACAGCCGCCCGUCCUGCACGCCCGUGACCUGGAGGAGGACGCCAUCGAGCUCGCAGAGGACGAUGUGUACCAGGAACUGGCUGCCAGGGGCCUGGAGUACACCGAGAAGUACAAGACCAUCAAGUCUAUCCGCAUGGGCCAUCGAGACUGGUUGGUCAGCGUGGCACCCAACGGCUCGCUCUCCGCCACCAUCGAGGCCGUGCUGCAGGUGUACAUCUUGAAGGCCAUCGACGAGAGUCAGGAGUUGCGCCUGCCGCGUCGUUGA